AUGAAGCUCAACAUCUCCUACCCGGCCAACGGCACCCAGAAACUCGUCGAAAUCGAAGACGAGCGCAAACUCCGCAGCUUCAUGGAGAAGCGCAUGGGCCAGGAAGUCCCCGGCGACGGCGUCUCUCCCGAGUUCAAGGGCUACGUCUUCAAGAUCACCGGCGGCAACGACAAACAAGGCUUCCCGAUGAAGCAGGGUAUCAUGCAUCCUACGAGAGUCCGCUUGCUGUUGGGUGCGGGACAUAGCUGCUACCGGCCCCGGAGGACCGGGGAGAGGAAGAGGAAGAGCGUCCGGGGGUGCAUCGUGGCCAUGGAUUUGGCGGUGCUGGCGUUGAGCGUGAUCAAGCAGGGCGAGGAGGAGAUCCCGGGUCUCACGGACAAGGUGUUGCCGAAGAGGUUGGGCCCGAAGAGGGCGACCAAGGUCCGCAAGUUCUUUGGGUUGGGCAAGGAUGAUGAUGUCCGCAAAUUCGUCAUCCGACGCGAAGUUCAACCCAAGGGCGAAGGCAAAAAACCCUACACCAAGGCACCCCGCAUCCAGCGCCUCGUCACUCCGCAGCGUCUCCAGCACAAGCGUCACCGAAUGGCACUCAAGCGUCGCCAGGCCGAAUCCUCCAAGGAUGCUGCCAAUGAGUACGCGUCUAUCUUAGCCAAGCGUGUCAAUGAGGAGAAGGCGAAGAAGUCCGAGUUGAGGAAGCGAAGAGCGUCGUCGAUGAGGAAGUAG
Letharia columbiana is the source of this 720-nucleotide messenger RNA. RefSeq lists its product as uncharacterized. NCBI's taxonomy places the organism in Eukaryota, Fungi, Ascomycota, Lecanoromycetes, Lecanorales, Parmeliaceae. The transcript is spliced from 4 exons. Gene Ontology annotation, molecular function: structural constituent of ribosome. The record is from RefSeq and is a predicted model, not a curated record. Gene Ontology annotation, cellular component: ribosome. Gene Ontology annotation, biological process: translation. Bases 1 to 720 code for a protein of 239 amino acids.